Onychostoma macrolepis is the source of this 1691-nucleotide messenger RNA. Its product is annotated as protein FAM180A. The transcript has 3 exons. The record is from RefSeq and is a predicted model, not a curated record. NCBI's taxonomy places the organism in Eukaryota, Metazoa, Chordata, Actinopteri, Cypriniformes, Cyprinidae. The coding region runs from base 977 to 1405 and encodes 142 amino acids.
AUAAACCACGAGCUCUUAUAUCAGUGUUGUUGUUAAUGUUCUGGUUAUAUUGUUUUAGUGUACAGUUUUUAGCAAAGCAUACAGUUAAAGUAAACUUCAUUAUUUAGCUGAACUGUGCACAUUUAUUUGAGACACUUUGAGACAUAUCUUGUUCCAUUCGUGCGAUAAAUGCCUAUCCCUGCUGUGGGCUAUGAUUAAUUUCACGGGCAAUGCAGAAAAAAUUACAAUUUAAAAUAAAUCAGAGCUAUAGAAAUGUAUUGUCAUUUAAAAAAAAUAAAGCUUCAUAUUAUGAGAAGGCUAUUUUCUACAACCUUUUUAUCCUGCAGUCAAGGCGAGAAUAGGUUUCUUCGAUCCAAAAAACAAUAACAAUAAUCGAUAAAAGGAUCGAAAACAACAGAGGAAUCGAUUCUUGGAAUCGAAUCCCAUCUAUUCCAGAACAAGGAAUCGGAAUCGGACUCGAUUCCGAACAGCUCUAGCUUCAGGAAGUAAACAGCACAUUCUUCGUAUUGACGUCAUCGCGUGUUUGCGUGACUCGCUGCUGCGCCCGUGUGUUGGAGACCUGUCAUUGCAUUGCAUAUCGAAAAAAAUUAUACAUUUUUAAACGUAUUUUCAAGUACCUUAGCAUCUCAUGAAGCUAUAUUACACAUCAUCUUACAAAUAUUUACAAUAAAAAAAGAAAUAGAUAUAAGUCACCAUCUCUAGCAAGUCACAUUUUCUCUCGCUCCCAGUUUGGCUCAAAUUGUGUUUUUCCGCAGGUGAAAAAAUGCGACGCACUGAAGACUGUCAAAACUCAGGAAUCCCGUUUUUGUGGGGCUUAAACGGAUGACGACUGAAAGCUACGUGAAUCAAGUGCAGUUUUUAUUUUUGUGGCAAUGUUGUUGUCUCAGAUCAAAGUGGUAUGUGUUGUCCUGUGCCUUAUUGGCUUCAGGGAGCCCUGGAAUACAUCAGCUCAAGUUUAAUGCAUUUCAUGUAACUCAUGAGUCUGCGCUGUCAUGCAGAUGUUACAGCGGUUCUGCACGGAGGACUCGCACAUCAAGGUUUUAUCAGAUCUGUAAAUGAUGCUAACCUGAUGUUUGAGUUCUUAUGGAGAGGACUGGAGAUUGAUGCUGACAAUAAUGUUGUCAUGCGGGAUCAAGAAAUUGCAUCGAUGCGACAAGGGCGAGCUUUCCUAUCUCUUAUAAACGACAGUAUCCCAAAGACUGUCUCUGCAAUGGAGAAGUUACUGGCUAUGCUGGAAGAGCAAGACAACUCUUUCACUCAGGCCCAUUUUGAGACCCUCCUCCUCGGGACUAUCUAUUCAGCCUACCAGGCACGAAACCAGAGGCUAGAGUCAGAGCAGCAGGCCUGGAUGGAUAUUCUUGGUCGUUUUGCAAAUGUUACUUUCGUUCAGCUACGCAAGUCUUAACAAUAAACAUACCAGUGAUUCACAAGUUCACACGUACAGAAAAUAAAAUCAGAUAAAGAGUAUGCAUAUUUGGCGUGCUGUCCGAGGGGAGAGCUCUGAGCUCGGAAUUUGGCCCGAACCCAGAGUACUCCCCCAUAUCCUAGUAUGGGAUAGGAAAAGUCUAGAGUGAGGAGUUGGGGUGGUGAAGGGAUGCUGGAAACUGUUGAGGGACAGAUGUACCUCCUCUCGUGCUGAUUGGGUAGAUUAUCUGAACGUGUUCCUCCAAAACUUUGUUAAAUAAACAUCA